Messenger RNA from Ananas comosus (pineapple), 960 nucleotides. RefSeq lists its product as uncharacterized. Lineage: Eukaryota; Viridiplantae; Streptophyta; Magnoliopsida; Poales; Bromeliaceae. The transcript has 5 exons. The record is from RefSeq and is a predicted model, not a curated record. Bases 359 to 802 code for a protein of 147 amino acids.
CAACAUCAACCGAACCCGGUAAUUAACAAAGAAUCCACAUCACAAAAAAGUCGGCACUGGAAUCCAUGUUUUGGCCUGAGUAUAGGCAGAGACGACGAUGGAAUCCCGCCAUUUGCCGACAUUCACGAAACGGGAACACUCGUUCCAUGCUUUACUUCAUUGGAGUCGGUGCCGACAUGUUCGCUGUGGCCAACUUUAACAUUAGUCGGCGCCGAGAACCAACAACUUACCGACUUCAACGCGGGUAAAUCCUAUUUUAACCGACGGUUUCCCCGGUAGUCAAAAACAAGUGUCGGCGUUGCGGCUCACCUCCUUCGACUACUCCGUUGGAAACCUAGGGUUAGGGUUUUCGCCUCCGAUGGAGGUCCAGUUGGGGUGGAGGAUGAGGGUCUCCUUGAAGAACGCCACCAUGGCCGUGUGCUUCCUCAACGUCGUCGCUUCCGCCCUCCUCUUCCACCGCCUCUACGGUGGCGCUUCCCCAAGAAGAAGCUUCGCCCACCACCUCACCAAUGCGCAAUUGAGGUAUAUAUCAGAAUCUGAAGAGUUGCGCCUUGCUAUGGAGCCCGUGGAUCUUAUACGGAGAAUAAAAGAAAUCGAGCAAGAAGCAUACGCGGAACCGGAGGGUGAGACAGAACAAGCCCCAAAGCUUUCUGCUGCAGCUGAUUUGUCGAGGCGCUUGAAAGAUCGUAGGGCAGUGAAUGAUGCCGACAGCCAGAAAGCUCUUGAGGAAUGGCGCAAGCGGAAGGUCGAGCGCGCAAGGCAAAGAGAGAUUGAGAAGAACAGGACGGUAACACAGAUGUGAGAUGACGGUCGAUGUUUGAAACUUAAACAUGUUUUCAUUCGGAGAUGCGCGAAGGUUCGGAGUAUAUAAUGGUUGUUGUGUGUGUUAAUAUCCUCCAUACCUAAAAUUGAGAGAGCAGAGGCUGCGACUGCACCGUGAUUAAUUAUUUUGAUUGUUUU